Messenger RNA from Pezoporus flaviventris, 3482 nucleotides. It is a transcript of the gene LYN, whose product is annotated as LYN proto-oncogene, Src family tyrosine kinase. Gene Ontology annotation, cellular component: extrinsic component of cytoplasmic side of plasma membrane. Gene Ontology annotation, biological process: innate immune response; cell surface receptor protein tyrosine kinase signaling pathway; cell differentiation. Bases 513 to 2054 code for a protein of 513 amino acids. Gene Ontology annotation, molecular function: non-membrane spanning protein tyrosine kinase activity; ATP binding; signaling receptor binding. NCBI's taxonomy places the organism in Eukaryota, Metazoa, Chordata, Aves, Psittaciformes, Psittacidae. The record is from RefSeq and is a predicted model, not a curated record. The transcript has 13 exons.
CUUCUCCUCCUGAAGCCUGCUCGGGGGCACUCCCUCCUGGACCGCAGCAGCUCUGCGGGCCCCGGGGCAGCCCGGCAGAGGAAUACUCCCCGCAUACCGGCCACAGCUCCUGGCCCACUUCGCCCCCUUAAAGCCUCCCUCGCUCCGGGGCUCAGGCUGUGGAGCUGCUCCCCGCCGCCGCCGUGCCGUGUGCUGGGAGCAGCCCGCUGCCCUCAGCCAGCCUCUCCCGCUGUGCUCGCCCUUCACUCCCCUAGCAGCCCCGCAUGCAAAUCGAGCCCAGCACCAGGAAGUAAGCGGGGCGGCUGCGAGCCAACUGUCGGCUCUCGGGCGAGGUUCCUCCGCCGGCUGCCCCCCUCUGCGGCCGGCGGGGAGCAGCGCCGCGUCCUGCACGCACACCGAGCCCGCCCGGCCCCGCCGAGCCCCCGCCCGGGACACCCCUUUCUCUCCGAGCCCCGGCGGUAACCGUGGAGCUCAUUCGCUGCCGGCUCAACUUUCGCACCCGGGGAAGAAAUAUGGGAUGUAUAAAAUCAAAAAGGAAAGAGAAUCAGGAUGGAGAUGGGCUAGAUUUGAAGAAUCAACCAGUACGUAAAACUGAACGAACUAUUUAUGUGAGGGAUCCAACGUCCAAUAAACAGCAAAGGCCAGCAAAUACAGAAGCACAGCUCUUACCAGGACAGAGAUUUGUCAGUGAAGAAACAGAGGAGCGUGGAGUUAUUGUGAUAGCUUUGUAUCCCUAUGAUGGCCUUCAUGAAGAUGACUUGUCCUUCAAAAAAGGAGAAAAAUUGAAAGUUAUUGAGGAGCUGGGAGAAUGGUGGAGAGCAAAAUCUCUCUCAACAAGGAAGGAAGGCUUCAUUCCCAGCAACUAUGUAGCAAAAGUAAACACCCUGGAAACGGAAGAGUGGUUCUUCAAAGACGUAACCAGAAAAGAUGCUGAAAGACAACUCCUGGCUCCUGGAAACAGUCCUGGAGCUUUCCUUAUCAGAGAAAGUGAAACAUUAAAAGGUAGCUAUUCUCUCUCCAUAAGAGACUAUGAUCCACAGCACGGCGAUGUUAUUAAGCACUACAAAAUUAGGAGUCUAGACAAUGGAGGAUUUUACAUCUCUCCAAGAAUAACUUUUCCCAGCAUCAAUGAUAUGAUCAAACAUUAUCAAAAACAAUCAGAUGGCUUAUGCAGAAAGUUGGAAAAAGCUUGUAUUAGUCCCAAGCCUCAAAAGCCAUGGGAUAAAGAUGCAUGGGAAAUUCCACGGGAGUCAAUUAAAUUAGUGAAGAAACUUGGAGCUGGUCAGUUUGGAGAAGUCUGGAUGGGUUACUAUAAUAAUAGUACAAAAGUGGCUGUGAAGACUCUGAAGCCUGGAACGAUGUCUGUGCAAGCCUUCCUGGAGGAAGCCAACCUCAUGAAAACACUUCAGCACGAUAAACUCGUAAGGCUUUACGCUGUAGUGACCAAAGAAGAGCCUAUUUAUAUUAUAACAGAAUUCAUGGCAAAAGGAAGUUUGCUGGAUUUUCUGAAGAGUGAUGAAGGCAGUAAAUUGUUGCUUCCGAAGCUGAUUGAUUUCUCUGCUCAGAUUGCAGAAGGGAUGGCAUACAUUGAAAGAAAAAAUUAUAUCCAUCGAGAUUUGAGAGCAGCGAAUGUUCUGGUUUCGGACUUACUGAUGUGCAAAAUUGCUGAUUUUGGGCUAGCGAGAGUCAUCGAAGACAAUGAAUACACAGCAAGGGAAGGUGCAAAAUUCCCUAUUAAAUGGACAGCACCAGAGGCAAUUAACUAUGGAUCUUUCACUAUUAAAUCGGAUGUGUGGUCGUUUGGGAUCCUCCUGUAUGAAAUCAUUACAUACGGAAAGAUUCCUUAUCCAGGCAUGAGCAAUUCGGAUGUGAUGGUUGCUCUUCAGCGUGGGUACCGAAUGCCACGCAUGGAAACCUGUCCAGCUGAGCUUUACGAUAUCAUGAAAACAUGCUGGAAAGAUAAAGCAGAAGAGAGGCCAACAUUUGAUUAUCUACAGAGUGUGCUUGGUGACUUCUACACAGCAACAGAAGGGCAGUAUCAACAACAACCAUAGAGCAAAGAACACUUUUUCUGUUGACAUGGAUCAUAGGCACAGACUGCUAUUUGGACAGACUGCUCAAACCAAUUACUUCACAAGUCCGGAUGUCUUAACUGAGUGUGGAAGUUGAAAUGCUGAAGGAAAGAGUAAUUCUGCAGAGAAAAAAUAGUAUUUUUAUUUGGUUAGAACAGUUCCUCUAAAGCCUGAAGUUCUCCUUAAAUGCUCUGUGUUCGGCAUCUGCAGAAUCAUCCCAAAGGAAGAGGGCUUUUUGGGGUGGGGAGGGAGAAGGAAGGAAAGCCAUCAUGCACUGGUACAGUUUGCCAGUACCUUCUUGGAAUCUAAGUUAUGCAAUACGUUACUAAGAGACCUCUAUAAAUGGGGCAAGAAGAUGCCUGAACAGCUGUUUUCAAAAGAAAAAGUCAUGAAGGAGAACUUGGAGAUUUAAGACAUGGUGAUGUUCAUAAAUCAUCCUUUUUGAAAUGCAGCAUCUUGUGAAAAUUAUUUUUAUAUCUGUUAUCAUUGUUAUUUCACAUUAAUAUCUGGAGUACUGUCACCUCUUGUAAGACUUUCUGAAUGGUGUCAUGGUUUCCUUUAAGGAAAGGUGAUGUAUGUAAUUCUUUACACCGAAGAUGAUUCUGUUUUACUGCUGUAUUACUCAUACGAGGUUUAAAAUCAUUCUCAAAGCAUCACACAGCCAUUACAGCUGCAGAAGUGCAACAUGAACACACAAGACAGCAGGAGCAGCAGCACGCCUAGGACUGUGUUGAAAGUCAUCAUCCGAAGUCCAUGGCAAAGCACAGGAUUUUGAAGGAAAUUGAUACUUUCAUUGCAGUCACUGAGACUGUUACCAGUGAAAAUAUUUUAAUCUUAAUUUUAACCCUCUGUGGUUAUUCAAGACUAUUCCUUAUAUUUUUGCUGCUUUAAUCAACUAACUUCAAAAUGUGUUUUAAAGCUAAAACUAGCUCUAGUCCUGUCAGAAACAACUUGUGGAAACACACUAUAGGAUGUCAAGUUACACUGCAGUGACACUAUAGGUGUGUUGCUAUCUAAGUCCAGUUCCUAAAAGUGAAUGCUGUUUGCUAAGCUUUACCUAUAGAGGUGUUCUAUCAAGUUACUUUCCAAAACAGCUGAGCUAGUGCAAUUGCAAUGUAACUAUUGCAUAGCUUCCUUUUUUGUGACACCCCAAGUGACACUGGUUCUUACAAUUGAAACCCAGUAGAUUUUUGCCACCCCUCCACCCAAUUGUUCAGGCAAAUGGUACUUUGCAGAAGCUUAAAACCUUUUUGAGCCUUAGUGUGCCUAUAACGAGCAGCAUAAAUAUUCAUGCUUUUCUUUUCCAUUGGUUUCAUUCAAACUGUGCAGUUUAAGCAGACUAUCAGUUAAAUAUUGUAAAUAGUUUCUAUUGUAUGGUGAUUUUUAGUUUUAAUAAACACUUAAUCUGAA